UGGAGUCAAACCGUUGGCCAACAGUUGGAUGACUUGCGCCGGGCGUUCGCUGACAACGGGUUUGUCAUUGAUUUGAUUGAAGUCCAUCCCGACAGCGACCAUUUUAUGCCAAAUAUGAUGAACGCGUGGCGACAGUACUUCGAUACCGACCAACAGUUUGAAAGCGACAAAAAGGAUUUAAUGGAAAUAGUGUUCGACGCGUCCACCAAUCCGGACGCCGUGCGGCCCGACCCGAAGGCGUGGUCACACUUUUUGGCCAAUGAGAACAUCGCCGAAGUGGUCAAGACUGAACAAAUUGUUCAAAUUAUAUAUGCAACCUCUGUUGUGGUGGUUUGGAUUACGUAUAAUUAUUUCAAAUGGUAUCGUAUAUUGAAUUACUGGUUGGAGCGCAAUAUCUCGGGUCCGAAACCCAUCCCAUUGUUUGGCAAUAAUUUAAGUCCUGUCCUAAAGCCGAGAGCAAUGGUUGAUAUGGAGUGGUAUAACACUUACGGCUCAAUUUUUGGAAUCUAUGAUUGUGGAAAACCCCUGCUAUAUGUGGCGGACCCGGUGCUCAUCAAACAGAUUCUGGUGAAAGACUUUCACACAUUCCGUAACAGAACGCAAGUCCCGGGAAUCGUCUCAAAGUCUAUGCCCAGAGCUUCGGAUGAGGACUGGAAGCGUAUCCGCGCGAUAGCGAGUCCCGCAUUCACUUCUGGCAAACUUCGACACAUGUAUCCACUGCUCAACGAGUGUUGCCUUCAUUUAUUGGCCGAACUCGACAAAUACGUGUCCACCAGUGGUGGUCACCGGGAAGUGGACGUCAAGCAAGUGAUGAGCGCCUAUACACUCGAUGGUAUCGCCAGCACUUCGUUCGCCAUCAAUACCAACUCCUAUUCCGACCCAAACAACGAGUUCAUCACAACUGCCAAUAAGAUCGCAAACUUAAUCUUUUCUACUAAUGAUUGGCAUAAGAUAUUAGCCAUGAUUUUACCCACAUUUCUAACUAACAACCAAAUGUGGAAACGGAUGGCAACCGGCGGUCGUCCCGCCGACCAGUUUUUCAAUGAUGUCGCCCGACGUGUGAUGUCUGAGCGCAAGAAAUCGGAUCAAAAACACAACGAUUUCUUGCAGUUGUUGAUGGAUGUGGAGAGAGAGGACGACACGACUACCGGUGCCGGCGAUGCUAUGUUUGGACAUCACGUGAAUGAGAGCGUUGACGAACUGAUGGCAGAGAAACAAGCGUUUAGUGGAGUGUUGGCCAAGAAGUUGACCGCCGAUGAGAUACUCGCGCAGUGCUCAGUGUUUUUUACGGCCGGUUAUGAGACGACUGCUCUGACCCUAACGUACUGUACGUAUGAAUUGGCAGUGAAUCCCGAUAUUCAGGACCGGUUGGUGGCGGAGAUCAGAGACGCGUUCAAUGAAAACACUGCGGACAUAGACUACGAAACCCUUUGCCGACUCCCACUCCUCGACGCCGUUAUAUCGGAAACUCUCCGCAAAUAUCCCACAGAUUCACGACUGGAAAGACAGGCUUCGGAUGACGCGGUGCUGAGCGCUGGUAGCGAUCGAUCCAACAUUAAAAUUGCAAAGGGAGUGGUUAUAAAGAUCCCGAUAUAUGCCAUACAUCACGACCCGGACUACUUUCCCGACCCGUUUGCCUUUAAACCCGACCGCUUUUUGCCCCAAAAUUGCCAUCACAUCAAACCCUAUACAUACCUACCGUUCGGCUCCGGACCCCGUAAGUGUAUUGGUAUGCGCUUUGCAUUGCUUGAGGCAAAACUAGCCAUGGUCAAAAUGCUGCAACGAUUCCGUUUUUAUCGGGUGCCCGACACGGAUGUGCCCCUCGUUUUCCUGAGGGGUUUCGACCGGAUAUAUGCGAAGAGACUUGUGGUGGGCGUCACUAAACGCUAA
Messenger RNA from Medioppia subpectinata, 1890 nucleotides. The record is from the annotation of a GenBank genome assembly. NCBI's taxonomy places the organism in Eukaryota, Metazoa, Arthropoda, Arachnida, Sarcoptiformes, Oppiidae.